UCAUCCACUGCUCAUUGUCCUUCCCUUGUUGCAGCACACUGUUGCAAAGCCUGUUGUCAUUCACCUGUUUUGAUCAGAUAUAUUGUGAGUGAAAUGGCUGCAUUGAUCAGGAGGAUUAUCAGCACAACUAAAGCUCCUGCUGCUAUCGGCCCGUACAGCCAGGCAGUGGUGGUAGAUCGGACCAUGUACAUCUCAGGUCAGCUGGGGAUGGAUCCUGCCAACGGGCAGUUGGUGGAAGGUGGCGUCCAGGCGCAAACCAAACAGGCUCUUGUGAAUAUGGGUGAAAUCCUUAAAGCAGCUGGGUGCGGUUAUGAGAAUGUUGUGAAAACCACAGUGCUGUUAGCCGACAUGAACGACUUCAACAAUGUCAACGAUGUGUACAAGCAAUUCUUCAGCACCAACUUCCCAGCCAGAGCUGCCUACCAGGUUGCUGCUCUUCCCAGAGGUGGACUGGUUGAGAUUGAAGCAAUUGCUGUUUUGGGCCCUGUGACCGAUGCAUCCUAAUAAGAACAUCUAUCAAACAAUAAAAACAUCUGAAAACUCAUUAUAUCACUGAAAACUAUGUGCCUUGAUUUGUGGACCAAGCAAGCAUUGAUUU
Messenger RNA from Scomber scombrus (Atlantic mackerel), 598 nucleotides. Its product is annotated as 2-iminobutanoate/2-iminopropanoate deaminase-like. Lineage: Eukaryota; Metazoa; Chordata; Actinopteri; Scombriformes; Scombridae. Gene Ontology annotation, molecular function: deaminase activity. The transcript has 6 exons. The coding region runs from base 94 to 504 and encodes 136 amino acids. The record is from RefSeq and is a predicted model, not a curated record. Gene Ontology annotation, cellular component: cytosol.